CUGAAAUACUAUUUUAUUUUUAUGGAAUCCUAAAUACGUGAAAUGGCUACACUAAGUUCAAUACCAUCACAAAAAUCGAAAAACGGCAAAAAAUUCUGUUGGUAAACAUAUGCGAAAAAACGUUGGCAAUUAAUGCACCACCAUGUUAUCAGUAGACUUGAGUGAAUGCAAUCUUCCUGAACUGACCCAGGCAUUUUGAAUGGAUUCCUGCGACUUACCUGUGCUGAGAUAGAGAUAAGCACCUGCAGCUGCCGUUGAGUCAUCAACCAAAUAAGCCAAAAACAAGAGCAACAGAGCAGCCUUGGAGCCGUACGUUAGCACCACCACCCGCCUCCAGGAAGAGAGCAGUAGUAGUAGUCCCAGGUGAGAGGCAAGGCGUAGUCUCCAGUUGGAUGGCGUAAGCCGAUCCAACAGCCACCCCCACCGACAAACUCAUUACUAUCUAACGAUACGCGUCGCUGACUAAGCUCGAAGCACAGACAGGGAAGGGUAGAAAUGGAAGACUACAAGUUCCUGUUUAAAAUCGUCCUUGUGGGGAACGCUGGCGUUGGGAAGACCUGCCUGGUGCGGCGCUUCACUCAAGGGCUGUUUCCUCCGGGACAGGGAGCCACUAUUGGUGUGGAUUUUAUGAUUAAGACUGUGGAAGUUGAGGGGGAAAAGAUUAAGCUGCAGAUCUGGGACACGGCCGGACAGGAACGAUUUCGCUCCAUCACUCAAAGCUACUACCGAUCGGCUCACGCUCUGAUCCUCGUUUACGACAUCAGCUGCCAGCCCACAUUUGACUGCCUGCCCGACUGGCUACGCGAAAUCCAGGAGUACGCCAAUUCCAAGGUUCUCAAAAUCCUUGUGGGAAACAAGACGGACCGGGAUGAUCGCGAAAUUCCUACACAAAUCGGCGAGGAGUUUGCCAAGCAACAUGACAUGUAUUUUCUAGAGACAUCCGCCAAGGAGGCGGAGAAUGUGGAGCGACUGUUUUACGAGAUCGCCGCCGAACUAAUUGGCCAGGCACGAAGUAAGGACGGAAGCAGUGCUGCAGCAGCGGCGGCAGCUCAUCGACAGUCGGAAGGCAGUUCUAUAGGUCUUGGGAGUUUCAGUGCCAAAGCAGCCCAAAGCAAUUGUUGUGGUGGAGGGGCAGCUGGAAGCGUUGGUUCUAACUCUAGUCAAGCAGGCUAAAGAUGGGGCCAAACGGGAAACUAAGAAAAGUUUGAGUAUACAUAGUUUAGACUUAAUCGUGAUAUUCCAUUGAUCUUUUAAGAUCUUUAAGAAUUUAUAGUUUUUUUUACACCCCUCGACUCGACAAGAUCGCCUCUAUUCUAGAUACCUUAUCCAUUUUACUAAACAAUUUUAUUUGUAAUACUUUUUUGAUUAUUUUUCUAUGAAGUGUUCCACUAUUUAGAUACAACUUAGAUUCACUAACGAUUUUAUUUUAAGUUCCGAUUCCGAAUAUCACGAUUAAAUCCACUCCAAAACUAAAUGUCAAUGACUAUGGAUGCUAUAUAUUUGUGUUAAGAAAAAACUCCAUUGGAUGUGUAGACUUAAAGCGCCUGAUUUUCUUGAUUAGUAUUAUUAAAACGUAUUAAUUCCAUUGUGGAUUAGUUACCAAGUGAGCAUCACAUGCAGUGCUUCAAUGAAUUAAUGAUAUCAGCAAUGCUAUGCACAUAGUUCUGUUUUAUUAAAAUUGUUUCUUACUUGUAUAUUUUAUAAAUUGUAUUUUUUUAUAUAUAUACAUUUUGCAAUAUACAUAUUUAUUUAGUUAUUUUUAAAUUUUAUGAUUAAUGUGCAAUUUUAAAUGGUACUCAGAAUAGCAAGUAAGGUGAUUUUAUGACAUUCCAAAAAUUAAAUAUGUAGUUGAAAUAAUGAGAUAGGUCAGGAGGAUAAAUGGAAGACAAGAAAUAAAAAUAAACUACUAUUGUAAUUAAA
This is a messenger RNA of Drosophila ananassae, 1920 nucleotides long. It is a transcript of the gene Rab30, whose product is annotated as ras-related protein Rab-30. Lineage: Eukaryota; Metazoa; Arthropoda; Insecta; Diptera; Drosophilidae. The transcript is spliced from 2 exons. The record is from RefSeq and is a predicted model, not a curated record. Gene Ontology annotation, molecular function: GTPase activity; GTP binding. Gene Ontology annotation, cellular component: trans-Golgi network. Bases 496 to 1173 code for a protein of 225 amino acids. Gene Ontology annotation, biological process: Rab protein signal transduction.